AUUACAUCCCCGAAUCAGGUGCAGGCGGAAUCAACGCGUUGUCUGACGUAAUUGUGGCUAGCUUCAUAUAGGUCCGCGUUCCGCAAGCUUUCGAGGCAGGGAAGGGCAAGAAAAUGGCGGCGCUACGAAUGGUCGUGCUAUCGGGGACUGGAAAAGCCCUCCUAUGCACGCCAAAAACGAUCAAGGCACCUCGGGUAUGAUAUGUUUAUGAUCUCAAUGCUGUAUUGUGAGUAUGUUCGCUUCUGCCUAUUUUUUGUAGGAAAGAGAACACUCUCAAAGCCACCCUGACCGCUAGCUAGCUAGUAAUGUAGCUAUAAGGCAAGGUCACUCGUGCAAUGCUAACGUUACCAAAUGUGAGCUAGCUUGCUACAUUAUAAGGCAUUAUCCAGCGUGUGAUCCUUGCUAUUUUGAAGCGAUGGAUGGCUGAAAAUAGUAUUGUGUGUUUGUUAGCCUUGGAACGUAUACCGUCGCCAGUUGAUGGGGGAUAAUGCCAUGUCAGGUUCCGUUAACAGGGUAACGUUAGCUGGAUAUCUGCUUUUCUUGCCCUGUCUCAUCAGUUUGAUAACAACAGUAACGUUAGCCACGUAGGAAGCUUGCUGGAAAGCAAAACCCAGGUAGCCAGCUAACCAGCAAUGAGAUUGUAACAGAGCCAGAGAUGUAGUUUGAAUUGACAUAGCUAGCUAACUAGACGUAACUUCGCUAGUUGGCUAGAUUUGUAUUUAUAAAAACGAUUGAUUUGAGACUGGCUAGUAGAUGCACUACUAUCUAUAGGUGAGGCUCUUAACUGGGAAAUGUUAUCCUAACUAACGUUACAUGACAACACAUGUUUAUGUCGAGGUUAAUGUGUGGAUAUCAUUAACGUUAUUCUUAUAAAGGGUAUUUGUUGCCAGACAGUAUAUCAAAUUGAUAUCGCUCUGACUUCAUUCCUAGCAUGCACCUGUUCAUCAAUCACUGCUAUCUAGCUAGUUAUGCAUCUAUGUUGCUAUUUGCCUAACCUGUCUUGUGAUGCUAGAAGUCUCACUCCUUUGGUAUCUGUUGUGAAACCCAGGAUAUAAGGGCAGUUACAUAAGCACUUGGCUGUAUGCCUUGACAUUAGAUGCAUAUUCAGUGAUAUCAUCAUGAACCAACAAAGAUUGAUGACAAUAUUGAAGUAAUUUUGGUCACAGCAAAAGUUCUUGUGAAAAAUACCUCACAUGGAUGCUUUGGAUGACAAAUUAUGCAACCCCAGUAUGUCGGUAGCUAGCUACAUUAGUCAUCUCAUGUCAACUCUCUUCCUCGACAGGCCAACAUGUCAUUUGCCAGUCUACCCAGGUCGAAGAAGGUGGCCCUGACAACGUUUGGUGUGUUGACGACCAGUGGGGCCGGGCUGGCUCUGAUGCUACAGCAGUCUGUUAAGGCCUCAGACCUGGAGCUUCACCCCCCCAACUACCCCUGGACCCACAAUGGCAUGUUGUCAGCCCUCGACCACGGCAGGUAUUAGCUAACUCCUAACCAAGAAAGACACACAAUUACUUUCUACCAUAUCUUGUGUAAUUGCAUAUAACAUCAUACAGUAAUGUCAUCACCCAGGCUUUUUCCAGUGCUAGUAAUGGAACAUUUGAUUUGAGACUUUGAGAAUUGUUUCUGUUCAUUUUAGGGAAAUAUAAUUUUUCUACGGCAAUCUUCGGUAACACUUUACUUGACACCCAGUGUCAUAACACGUUAUGACAGUCAUAACAGCUGACAGAACUUGUCAUAACCUUUCAUAAUAUGGUCAUAACGCUGUCACAAACCAUAUUUACACCUGUUGUGACAUAUAUUGCGUUAUUUUAUGGCAGGUUAUGACACCUACAUAAGUGUCAAAACCCAGUUAUUCAAAUUAGUUUUUUCUCUGCCAAGAAGUUUCCUUUCGUUUGAAAGUUUGUUGUUGUAAUGAAUUCUUUACACGUUUUUUCCCAUCAUAUUUUAAAUAACUUGUAAAAAAAUAAACUUUAUUACACUGUCAAGAAGCGUUAUGAUAAUCAUAUAAACCAGAAAGGCCUACCACGUACAUGCCCUUAUAUCAGUCAUCAGUCAAAAAGAGGGUGUCUUGUCCUGCUCCUGAAAUCUGCUCCUGCAUUCAUCCCAGUCAUCAGCAACAGAGCAUUGGGUUGGUACAUGUCUGACAUCAAUUUGUGCUCAAUUACAAUGAUAAUUUAAUAUGGUCAAUUUCUAAAAAGUUAUGUAACAUAAACAUACUGUUGACACGUAGGCUAUGGUGUAAUGGAAUGUUUUGCCUUGUGUGGUAAGUUUUGUGGGUUUUUACACUUAUGUUGGUGUCAUAACCCGCCAUAAAAUAACGCAAAAUAUGUCACAACAGGUCUAAAUAUGUGUCAUGAGUGUUAGGACUAUAUUAUAACAGGUUAUGACAAGUUAUGUCAGCUGUUAUGACAUGGUAAUGACCGUGUCAUAAUGUUAUGACACUGGGGUGUCAAGUAAAGUGUUACCGAAGCUUGUUAAUACAUACUAGAUCAUAUUUGCCUGACAAGGAGGACUGGAUGAAAUGGAUAGUAACUUGUCUGUUUUCUUUAUAUUGCAGCAUCCGUCGUGGAUAUCAGGUGUACAAGCAAGUGUGUUCAGCGUGUCACAGCAUGGAGUAUCUGGCCUUCCGUAACUUGGUUGGAGUGUCGCACACAGAGGCCGAAGUGAAGGUUUUGGCUGAGGAGGUAAGGCUUUGUCCUUGGCCAUUAGAUUAAACAAGGUCAUGACCUUAUAGAUGACUGUAUCAAUCCCUCUGGCUAGAACUUGCCCUUAGGCACAGUUCCAGGAUCAGCUAUCCCUUUUCCCUAUCCUAAAAUGUACCAUUAUGAGCAGAAAUGCAAAGCUGACCUAUCAGUUUCUAGCGACAUCUUGGUCCUUCUCCAAGUCACUGACCACCGUCUGUGUUCUCCGCUCAGAUUGAGGUGGUGGAUGGCCCUGAUGAGUCGGGAGAGAUGUUCACCCGUCCAGGAAAGCUCUCCGACUACUUCCCCAAGCCAUACCCCAACCCAGAGGCUGCCCGUGCGGCCAACGGCGGAGCCUUGCCCCCAGAUCUCAGCUACAUCGUCAAUGCCAGGUACUUUGUUGCUAACGCCAGAGUAUCUGGUGAUGGGGCAUAUCAACAGUAAACGAAACGUUAGAUUUAAGUUAGAAUAUAUUGUAACCUUUUCUUACCCCAAAUACGUUUUUACUGUCUAUGAAGCAGGAUAAUACUUUCGUAAAUCCACAGCAAGACACUCCUAUUAAAUCAUACAAUGAUAUCGUACCUUAGCUUGCCUUACAAGUGCCUUGUCCUAAGUUGUUUUUCUCCAUUGCUCCAGACAUGGAGGUGAAGACUAUGUGUUCUCCCUACUGACGGGUUACUGUGAGCCCCCUGCUGGAGUGGAGGUGAGGGAGGGCCUCUACUACAACCCUUACUUCCCUGGCCAGGCCAUCGGCAUGGCUCCCCCGAUCUACAAUGAGAUCCUGGAAUUCGAGGACGGUCAGUAGGAUUCCCCCUGCUUGGGAUCACUAACUUGAAAUAAUAUGAUGAUAAAUCAAUUCAUAAAGUCCUUUUUAACCAUUGUGCUCCUAGGACUCAAUUUUAACCCUUGACAUGACAGACUGAAUAUCUAGGUUCUGGUGUCUAUAUAGUAAUAGACUAAUGAAUUGAUAUAGUAUAGUGUAGUGUAGUAUUUUCCAUUUUGGUCAUUUAGCAGACGCUCUCAACAAGAGCAACUUACAGUCAGUGCUUUCAACUAAGGUAGAUAAGACAACCACAUAUCAUAAACAUUGCAAGUAAAACCUUCCAUUCUCAUGUGAUCACAGGAACCCCAGCCACCAUGAGCCAGGUGGCCAAGGACGUGUGCACCUUCCUACGGUGGGCAGCCGAGCCUGAGCACGACCAGCGCAAACGCAUGGGCCUGAAGGUAAGCUGGGAGGGGGCACCACCCUCUGGCGUAAUAGAAAUAGCAUCCCAAAUGUAUUCUCAACCUGGGGUGUAAUCAUUAGUGCAAGCCGUAGCAGAACAUUUUGCAAUGAAAACAAGUCUAUUUUCAAAUUCAGUUAGUCCCUCUCCAUUUCGGUCCGUUUACUUCCAUUUGGUUUCUAGUAAAUACACCUCUGAUUUGAGACAUUUCUUUCCGUUGUUUAUGACCAAAUUACUUAGCAGUCUUGAAAAUCGGUAGGCCUAUGUGGAGCAUUGUUUGGUGUCAAGCAAUCCAAGGAGGGGAUUUGACUUAGUAGUGCUUCCUUACUUUCCCCCAAAAAAAUUAUACAGUGGCCACCAACCAUUUCUGGGUCAAUAUCAGAAGCAAGCAGAGAUCAACCGCUCAGAUUUUUGUUUUAAACAUGAACAAAUGUAAGCCUAUACAACAUUAACCUAAUAAAAACAGUUCUGUAGGAAUGAGGUUUGUGCAGUAGGCCUAUUACAUUAUCACAGCAUAUUGGGUCUUCGGGUUUUUGUCCCUCCCUUGUACUUCAUUGAUGCAUAAAGGUCACUAAUUAGGAAAGAUCUCACCUGGUUGUCUAGGUCUUCAUUGAAAGGAAAUACCAAAAGUCUGCAGACACUAGGCCCUACACGGAAUGAGUUUGACACCCCUUUGUGCUGUAUUAUCUCACCAACCCCCUCGUCACACCACUGGGUAGCAGAGGUUCUGUUGUCUUUGCAUCCUCUAGGUCUGAUAUCUGAUUGGAAGUUCACUUUUACAGUAUCCUAUUGGUCAACAACUCAGAUUUUAAAUCCAAACAACUCGGAUGCUUAUAAAAGGGUCUUAGAAUCAUUCUCAUAUUAUUUUUAUUUAUUUUUGUUCCCGAUCUGCGCUGGUGAGAGACUCACUUUCUCCACCCAUGGGACUCUUGAGGCAUGCCUUGUAAUUCUUGUUAAUGCUUUGUAACUUAAGCUUUAUGCCAUGUAUGUGAAUCUCAUCAUUUUACAAGGUUAGUAAAUAAUACUUGCAUUUUGCAUUCACUUCUUAUGACCAUUUCUUGAUCUUAGCCAAACGCAUAAUACUUGAUUACACAUGGUUUUACAAUAAUUUUAAAUGGAGUCAGGUUUAUCAAAUGUAGUUUUGUUAAAUAUUAUUUAUGCUUGGCUUGCCAAUAUUGUUCUUCUCAGACCAUAUUAUAUUUCAAAACUCAAGCUUUGAUAACAAAAUAGAUGUUGCUGUAUCACUUGCGAGGCACAGCUGAGCAUAAGUCAUUCGCUUUUUUAUUUUACUGGACUGAUGGUACCUGCAUCUGAUGGUCCAUCUCAGCCGAGAGAGAGAGGAAGAGCAGCAGAGGGGUCCCUGCUCUCUCCUUUCCUUCGGUGAGACUGACCAGAGAGAGGGGACACCACCUUCCACCUGAUGGCGAAACUCGAGCCGCACCGCAUUAUUUUUGUUUCAUGUUAUUCCUCUAUUCAAAUGGGCACGACGAGCUGCAAGUAAUUAAUUGCAGCGCGAGUGGAAGUAGGGAGAAGUACGUUUUUAUGUAUAGAAAAAGUGUUGAAUAAAAACAAUGACCGUGCUGAAUAAACUUGAACUCAUAAAAACAGCAGCUUUUUGCUUUAUUCUUUCUGGUCAUAGUUUUUAAAGUUAUGAAAUCUCACGUAGGCUAGUAUCAAACUUUGCUCUUGGGUCGUGGAAGCUGUAGGCAUGGUGAUUUGAGCUAUCCGAUUUCCCAGUGCCGUAGGCACAUUUGAUUUAGCCACAGCUCUCCUGGUCUGCCAGGCAGGCGGAGUUUGUCCCUUCAGACAAAUUAAAUGGUUCAAAAUAGGUAUUCUGAAUCAAGUACACCUACCGCCAACAGCGCAAGACGAAUAAGAAAACUAAAUAGGAGUGCAAGCCUUUAUCAUUGGUUUUUCUACAGAAAUGUUUGGUGAUUGACUAGGAAUGCCGUUAAGAUCGACCAGUUGGUGACCACUGUUUUAAUACAUGACAAGUAGUGCUUUCAUAUAUAUGAAAUUAAAUGCAAUGAAUGUAUUUAACAGAACUUAAUAGAAUUUAAAAAGACUUGAGGGAUCCAACUCACUCAAACUCUUUCUCCCCCCCCCCCCCCCCCAGCUGCUCAUGGGUUCCGCCAUCUUGGUCCCCCUGGUCUAUUACAUGAAGAGGCACAGGUGGUCUGUGCUGAAGAGCAGGAAGAUCGCUUACAGGCCCCCCAAGUAAAGACCUGGACAGCUGCGUUCUGCCUGCCCAUGUGGCUGCUCAGCUCGAACUCUGACCCCUCUGAUUUGCGAUUGUCCAUCUUUUUGAAAAACGCACAUGCAUUUAAAAUAUGGUUGCCCUAAUUCAUUUGAUGGGUGUCUUCUCAAAACAAGUUAUUCUCUGCCAACAGGGAAGGAUGCAAACACAACCUCUUGUUUUACAAAACAAGGUAUCGAAAGAAACGUGUUUCCCAACUCCAGUCCUCAAGUAGCCCCAACGGCACCUAUUUUUUUGGGGGGAGGAAACACGGGUAUAGUGGUUAACCUGUUCUUUUGAGGGGAUUCUCAACUGAAGUCAUUGUAUGUUCCUGCAACCUUCUUGUGCUGUUGUGAAUCUGUCACGUUAUAGGUUCUCUACACUUUGUUGUGUAAAUAUUUAAUAAACACAGGUGUACCGAAUAAACCAUGUUCUAACCCGAUA
Molecule: messenger RNA, 6584 nt
Organism: Coregonus sp. 'balchen'
Lineage: Eukaryota; Metazoa; Chordata; Actinopteri; Salmoniformes; Salmonidae
Source: the annotation of a GenBank genome assembly